Messenger RNA from Hepatospora eriocheir, 426 nucleotides. Lineage: Eukaryota; Fungi; Microsporidia; Hepatosporidae. The record is from the annotation of a GenBank genome assembly.
AUGAGAAUUAGAUGUGUUAAUUUAAGUCAAACACUCAUUAAUUACUGUGAAAACAAAGGAGGGUGUAUGUUUAGUUAUACAGAAGAAGUAAAAGUUGUUUUUGUUGAAGUUCUUUUAGGUUCCAUAUUUAGUAAAAUUAUAAAAAUUAAAAUAGAAAACAACGAUAUAGAAAAGUAUAUAUUUGAAAUGUGUGAGAUAGAAAAUUAUUUAAGUAAAAAGAUGCGUAAAAUACCUGCUAUAUCACUAAUCAAAUCAUAUUUAAAGAUAAUUUCAUGUCCACCAGAGGAUCCUGAAGUGUUUGUACAAAAUUUUUUACUCCAUUCAGGAAAUAACUUUAAUUUUAAUCAAAUUAUUGGGAAAUUUGAUGACAAAACAAAAACAAAUAUUCUAAAAGAGGAAUAUUCUAAAUUAAUAAUUAAAAAAUAA